UAGCAAAUUUGGAAAAAACGCGUUUCCUGUUGGUCUUUAAUUAGUAUAAGUUACAUACAAUAUCAAAUCCUAUGAAUCCGAAACAAUAAACUCAAAAUAUGAUGAUGGUUUCUAGCAAAACAUUCUCUUCGCUUCAGUUUUUCACUCUUUUGUACCUCUUUACAGUUCCUUUUGCUUCCACUGAUGAAGCAACUGCCCUCUUGAAAUGGAAAGCAACUUUCAAGAACCAGAAUAAUUCCUUAUUGGCUUCAUGGACGCCAAGUUUUAAUGCAUGCACAGACUGGUAUGGAGUUAUAUGCUUUAAUGGGAGGGUAAACACGUUGAAUAUUACAAAUUCUAUUGUCAUUGGUACACUCUAUGCUUUUCCGUUUUCAUCCCUCCCUUUUCUUGAAAAUCUUGAUCUGAGCAUGAACAAUUUCUCGGGAACCAUUCCACCUGAGAUUGGUAAUCUCACUAAUCUCGUCAUUCUUAACUUGAACAUCAAUCAGUUUUCAGGAACAAUCCCACAGCAAAUCGGUUCACUAGCCAACCUUCAGACCCUCCGUAUAUUUGACAACCAUUUAAAUGGCUCUAUUCCUGAAGAAAUAGGUUACCUAAGGUCUCUUACUAAGCUAUCUUUGGGUAGGAACUUUCUUACUGGUUCCAUUCCUGCUUCAUUGGGGAAUUUGAACAACUUGUCUCAUUUGUAUCUUUAUAAUAAUCAUCUUUCUGGCUCUAUUCCUGCAUCAUUGGGGAUUUUGAACAACUUGUCUCAUUUGGAUCUUUAUGAUAAUCAGCUUUCUGGCUCUAUUCCUGCAUCAUUGGGGAAUUUGAGCAACUUGUCUCAUUUGUAUCUUAAUAAUAAUCAGCUUUCUGGCUCUAUUCCAGAAGAAAUAGGUUACCUAAGCAACUUGUCUCAUUUGUAUCUUAAUAAUAAUCAGCUUUCUGGCUCUAUUCCUGCAUCAUUGGGGAAUUUGAGCAACUUGUCUCAUUUGUAUCUUAAUAAUAAUCAUCUUUCUGGCUCUAUUCCUGAAGAAAUAGGUUACCUAAGGUCUCUUAGUUUCCUACAUUUGAGUAAUAACUCUCUUAAUGGCUCUAUUCCUGCAUCAUUGGGGAAUUUGAGCAACUUGUCUCAUUUGGAUCUUUAUGAUAAUCAGUUUUCUGGCUCUAUUCCUGCAUCAUUGGGGAAUUUGAGCAACUUGUCUCAUUUGUAUCUUAAUAAUAAUCAGCUUUCUGGCUCUAUUCCUGCAUCAUUGGGGAAUUUGAGCAACUUGUCUCAUUUGUAUCUUAAUAAUAAUCAGCUUUCUGGCUCUAUUCCAGAAGAAAUAGGUUACCUAAGGUCUCUUAGUUUCCUACAAUUGAGUAAUAACUCUCUUAAUGGCUCUAUUCCUGCAUCAUUGGGGAAUUUGAGCAACUUGUCUCAUUUGUAUCUUAAUAAUAAUCAGCUUUCUGGCUCUAUUCCAGAAGAAAUAGGUUACCUAAGGUCUCUUAGUUUCCUACAUUUGAGUAAUAACUCUCUUAAUGGCUCUAUUCCUGCAUCAUUGGGGAAUUUGAGCAACUUGUCUCUUUUGUAUCUUAAUAAUAAUCAGCUUUCUGGCUCUAUUCCUGAAGAAAUAGGUUACCUAAGGUCUCUUAGUUUCCUACAUUUGAGUAAUAACUCUCUUAAUGGCUCUAUUCCUGCAUCAUUGGGGAGUUUGAGCAACUUGUCUAGUUUGUCUCUUUAUAAUAAUCAGCUUUCUGGAUCUAUUCCUGCUUCAUUUGGCAAUUUGAGAAAUCUGAAAAAUAUGAUUCUCGAUGAUAACAAUCUCACUGAGGAGAUUCCUUCAUCAGUGUGCAAUCUGACAUCACUGGAAGUGUUGUUUAUGUCGAGAAACAACUUGACAGGAAAAGUUCCACAAUGUUUAGGUAAUAUCAUUCGCCUCAAGGUUAUGACGAUGUCACAUAAUAAUCUCAGUGGAGAGAUCCCUUCAUCUAUUUCCAAUUUAACAUCACUACAAAUUCUAGAUUUGGGCAGAAACAAUGUGGAGGGAGCAAUUCCACAAUGUUUUGGCAAUAUUAGUAGCCUCCAAGUUUUUGAUAUGCACAACAACAAACUUACAGGGACUCUUCCAACAAAUUUUAGCAUUGGAAGUUCACUUAUAAGUCUCAACUUGCAUGGCAAUAAACUAGAGGGAAAAAUACCUCGAUCUUUGGCCAAUUGCAAAAAGUUGCAAGUUCUUGAUCUAGGAGAUAAUCAUCUCAAUGACACAUUCCCCAUGUGGUUGGGAACUUUGCCAGAGCUGAGAGUUUUAAGAUUGACAUCGAAUAAAUUGCAUGGACCUAUAAGAUCUUCAGGGGAUGAAAGCAUGUUUCCUGAUCUUCGAAUCAUAGAUCUCUCUAACAAUGCCUUCUCGAAAGACUUACCAACGAGUCUGUUUCAACAUUUGAAAGGCAUGACGACUAUUGAUCAAACAAUAAAGGAACCUAAUUAUAAAGGAGGUGGAUUCUACUACCAAGACUCGGUGGUUGUUGUAACAAAGGGAUUGAAGCUUGAAGUUGUGAGAAUUUUGUCUUUGUACACAGUAAUCAAUCUUUCAAACAACAAAUUUGAAGGACAUAUUCCUAGUGUUCUAGGAGAUCUCAUAGCUCUUCGGGUAUUGAAUAUGUCUCACAAUGGAUUGAAAGGUCAUAUACCACCAUCACUUGGAAGUUUAUCUGUACUGGAAUCAUUGGACCUUUCAUUUAACUGCCUUUCGGGAGAGAUACCACAAGAACUUGCUUCUCUUACGUCUCUUGAAUUCUUAAAUCUCUCCCACAAUUAUCUCCAAGGAUGCAUCCCUCAAGGACCCCAAUUUCAUACCUUUGAGAACAGUUCAUUUGAUGGUAAUGAUGGAUUACGUGGAUUCCCCGUUUCAAAAGGUUGUGGCAAUGAUCCUGUGUCAGAGACAAACUAUACAGUGUCUGCGCUAGAAGAUCAAGAAAGAAAUUCUGAAUUUUUCAAUGAUUUUUGGAAAGCAGCUCUGAUGGGCUAUGGCAGUGGACUAUGUAUUGGCCUAUCCAUAAUAUAUUUCUUGAUCUCAACUGGAAAUCUAAGAUGGCUUGCAAGAAUCAUUGAAGAAUUGGAACACAAAAUUAUCAUACGAAGGAGAAAGAAGCAGCGAGGUCAAAAGAAUUACAGAAGAAGAAAUAAUCGCUUCUAG
Solanum verrucosum is the source of this 3158-nucleotide messenger RNA. RefSeq names its product receptor-like protein Cf-9 homolog. NCBI's taxonomy places the organism in Eukaryota, Viridiplantae, Streptophyta, Magnoliopsida, Solanales, Solanaceae. The transcript is spliced from 3 exons. The coding region runs from base 99 to 3158 and encodes 1019 amino acids. Gene Ontology annotation, molecular function: protein binding. The record is from RefSeq and is a predicted model, not a curated record.